AUGAGUGCUCCCGAUCAGGCCAACGGCUCGGCACAGGAAGCUCCCCACGCUGCGGAGUCUGAGCGAUAUCAGGGUUUAUUGCCUGGGUCCUAUACGGAUCUGAAGCUGCGCCAUGCUUCCGCUCAUCAUUUGCAUCUGACAAGCAGGCGUUUCUUUAUCGGACCGAUCCCUGAAGGCUGGAUCCAUGGACACCGCAAGUCCUGGUAUAAAUCCCGGCUGCGAUUCAAGAAUUACACCUCCCAGACCUUGUCGUUCUCUGCAGAUCCAGUUUCCUCCCAUUACAGUCAACUUGGCGAGAACCAAAGUCAGGGUCAAAGUCAGGCUGUUGUCUCACCGCCUACAUUGGAAGAGGUCGCUCUUACCUUCACCCAUACCAAUGAAGAUCCUGGAACCGGACAAGAUGACACAGAGGCCGAGGAAGAGGAUGAGCCAGAGUCAAGCGAAGAGCCUACGGGCGAGCUUCGCACUCUCACUCAUCCCGAAGAAACACAGGACACAGAGCCCGCCGGGACCGAGACGGAGGUAGCGGAGCAGAUCGAAGAUGAACAGCCUUUAGUCGAUGACACCUUAGAUGAAGAUUCUGAUGCUACGCCAAGGGCAAGCUCAAGAGCACAAGAGCAGAUGUACGACAGUACGAUUGCAUCGUCUUCUUUCGUGACCGCCAGAGAGUUUGAGUCUAGUUCCGCAGACACUGAUCAAACAUCAUCUACGGUACAUGCUCCAGGAUUGCAGAUUCCUAGCCAGCGGCCCCAGUCGCAAGGAUCGCAGGCCGUGAGUAUUGCAGGUCGGAAUGGCCAGAGUCCGUUGAUAUCUACCAAUUCUGCCGCAGUAAGCGACGCCGACUCUAUCACGCCAUUGUUCAAAUCGAAAGCCAAAGCGCAGAAGCUGAAGAACAAAUCCAAUAAGAUUUCUGGCAUAACUCGCUUCACGCUGGAGCACCAGGAGCCCCAGAAUGAGGAUGAAACGCACCGAGAAAGUAUUGAGCCUGGAAGGAACGUACCUCGGCGAUUGACCAAGAAGUUUGCGAAUUACAACGCGAAACAUAACUUGGACGACAACGUCAAAGAUAAGCAGCAAAGGCUUCGCUCUCGUAUCGCCAAGACAGGAGAUACCAUCGCCGCGAACCGUCCUCGUCGACGAAAAAUACAGGAUGGGGAGAUCGUCAAAGCCGAGAGAAUGCUUGUUUGCGUUGAAGAGACACUCAACGAAAAUCUGCCUUCUGAUUAUAACGAGAAUGACAGCUUCCGCAUGGAAUCCCGCAGCGUGGACAAGUGGCGAGAGUAUUUGGUUGUCUGUCGAAAGAGUUCAGCGGAGCAUGCACCGUUUGCCUUGCAAAUGUAUCGCACACGCGUGAUUCCUGACGCACAGAGCCUAAAUAACAAAACACGCCCUUACUACGAGAUCCGGUUGAAUCAUAGGAACACUAAUGUCAACCUCUACUCUGCUCUUGAUAAGACCCUCGUGGUCUGGCAUCCUCGCAGGCACGGCACCAAAAUCUACAUCAUCCGUCCCAAAUCAACUGCCCAUGCUUCCGAAUGGUACACAUUUAUCCGGCAAGUGCUGGGCUGGCGGCGGCCGACCAAACUACCUAUCAACGUUCCCGAUUUUGGAGUCUCUUUGGUAUUUAAAAAUCCGUUUGAGCAACUAGAGGCUCGCCUCGGAGCAACACAGGACGACAGUCACCACACUACACUUAUGACUCGGUCUACGGCGGGUGGGAGGUUUGCCGCUGAAUCCAUUAUCCGCGGCUGUAUGGAAAUGCUCGAGGGUCGUCCUGAAUGGGCAGAGAUUUUACGCGCUUGGUCCAAGACGGAGAAAAUGGGUCUUGCCUGGAAACGUUAUGAUCGUUUAGAGUGGGUAUUUGGGACCAAUGAGGAGAACAUGUACGGGUCGAUGGCGAUGGAGUCGUCGCAUGAGCUUGAACUGCGCCCUCGCCAGCAUUAUUCUACCACGAUAAAGCAGGCAGGCAAGAAGGAAGAAGAGCCAUCACCGGUCGAAGGGUUCUUGAUCCGGCUUACCUCUCAGAAGGGUGUGCACCAAAAGAAGAAUAAGAUGUUCUUCAAGCGGUUGUACUUCUUCACGCAAGAUCAUUAUUUGCUGUUCUGCAGGCCAGCCAAAGCUUACCCCCCAACACCGCCGAAACUUGCUCCGACAGGCGAGGAUGAGAGCGUGCCAAGCUAUCGCCAGAUCAUAGAUGAGAUGCCGAAUUCUUGGGAGAUUAACCCAUACCCAAUUCUUGAUGGUGAUAUUGCGUGGUUGUCAAGCGGAAACCCCGAGUUUGUCCAAAGGCAUGAUGAGGAAGCUUACGCCCAACUGCAAAGAAAUGUGCACAAUAUCAGUCGUGCAGAUGGAUAUAUUGAUCUUUGUCGAGUGAAAGAAGUGCGCCGCGUUCAGCGCGGAAGUAGUCCUGCGGACCCCAAUAUUUCAGAAGGUCCCGCUGUGGACUUCCAACCGGAAGCAGAAUACUCCAGACGGGACGAUGGUUCAACGAAGCAAUUCGACGACGACAGAAUAUUCGAAAUAAAGUUGGACAAUGACCUGGUUAUUCGCUUGCAGUCGUACGACACUACCUCUCGAGAUGAAUGGAUCAAGCGCCUAGAUGCUUUGGUAAAAUAUUGGAAAACACGCAUCGCGGACGAUUUUCACGAACUCCAAGCCGUGCGACAACGGAACCUCAAGUUGCUGGACAUCGAUGAGGAAAUGGAGUCGAUCGUGGGGCAAUUCGCGAAGAAGUGGGAGGUGAAAAAGGCCGAGGCGUCGCCUCACCUUCACAACAUUUGCUCGUUAGUGGGUUGUCGUACGAUCAAGAUGUCUGGCCAUCUGUAUCGCAAACCUCGUCGGCACUCCACUUUUACCCGGUGCAAUGUGCUCCUCACUGCCGGACAACUUCUCAUCUUCCGUAGCACGCUGCGCAAAGGGAAUGGUGCCCAGAUCCCACACAUUCACCAAGAGCACGAAGCUACUAUCGACCUUCGUGACUGCUACAUCUACUCCGGACUUGCCACUGAGGCUGAUCUACUGUACGCCAACCAGACAUUCGACAGCAAUAACCCAGGUCUCCACGCUCUGCCGCGCGUAUAUCUCACUUCCGGUGCCUACACCAGCCGUGACGAGGAUACGGCUAUCACCUUUGUUGUUUGGCAACCUCUCAGCAAGAGCUACUUCCGCGCCCGUGAGGAAGGGGCAAAGGGCGAAGCCAAACGCUCUUUACACCACGUCUCGACCCUGGGCAAGCACGGCCGUACCAUUGUGUUCAAGGCACGCAGUCGUGUCGAGAAAGACCGCUGGGUGUUGAGUAUCUCGUCGGAGAUCGAUCGACUCCAAGAAGAGAAACAGGAAGACAUCCGCAUUGUUUCUCUGUGA
Molecule: messenger RNA, 3363 nt
Organism: Penicillium atrosanguineum
Lineage: Eukaryota; Fungi; Ascomycota; Eurotiomycetes; Eurotiales; Aspergillaceae
Product: sporulation-specific 71 family protein
Exons: 2
Coding region: 1-3363 (1120 amino acids)
Biological process (GO): protein localization to prospore membrane; ascospore-type prospore membrane formation
Cellular component (GO): prospore membrane
Source: RefSeq, a predicted model, not a curated record